Pogoniulus pusillus (Red-fronted tinkerbird) is the source of this 2466-nucleotide messenger RNA. It is a transcript of the gene LRRC70, whose product is annotated as leucine rich repeat containing 70. NCBI's taxonomy places the organism in Eukaryota, Metazoa, Chordata, Aves, Piciformes, Lybiidae. The record is from RefSeq and is a predicted model, not a curated record. The transcript has a single exon. Bases 1 to 1938 code for a protein of 645 amino acids. Gene Ontology annotation, cellular component: extracellular matrix. Gene Ontology annotation, molecular function: protein binding.
AUGAAUGAGAAGGCCAAAGGCAGGGAUAUGUGUGGUCUGCAAAGUUCUCCACCCUGCCUGGGAGCAUUCCUGUAUAUCCUUAAUUGUUUUCUUUUGUUGCUGCUCCAGAAGGAGGCUCUUGGCUGUCCAGCUGCUUGUCAGCUCUGCACAGGGAGACAAGUUAGCUGUCGGAAUUUAGGGCUUUCAAGCAUCCCACGGAACUUCCCCAAAACCACAAUUCUUGUGUACCUCAGUGGGAAUAACAUAUCGCAUGUCUCUCCAAAUGAACUAAGAGGCUUUCAGAAGCUUGCUGCACUCUACAUGGAUAAUUCCAGUAUUUCAUAUGUACACCCGAAAGCUUUUGUUGAUCUUCCCAGACUGUGCUACUUGCAUCUAAAUAACAAUAAUAUCAAACGCCUGGAUCCAGGAACCUUUGAGGGUCUUUCCAACCUUCAUUGUUUAUACCUUCAGAAUAAUCAAAUAGCUUUUGUUCCCAGAGGAUUAUUUAGUGAUCUCCUUUCUGUUAGAUAUUUAACACUUCAGAGAAAUCGUCUCAGUGUCCUUGGAAGUGGGACUUUCUUUGGAAUGAUAAGUCUUCAAACUCUUAACCUGGCCAAUAACAAGAUUUCUCGGAUAUCAAAUUCAGCAUUUCAUCAUCUUGAAAACCUUGAAUAUUUGUACCUUGAAGGUAACAACUUAACACUUGUACCAUCCAAAGCUCUUGGAAGGCUCAAAAAUCUUGAAAGACUUUCUUUGUCUCAUAAUCCCAUUGGAUCAAUACAUCCUUGUGCAUUUAAAGGACUUAACAAGCUUAGAUAUCUGUCUUUAAAAAAUGCAAACUUAAAGUGUAUUGCUCUAAAUGGAUUUUUUGGUUUAAAUAACCUUAGCCAGUUAAUCUUAAGUUAUAAUGAUUUAGAAAAUAUAAAUUCGAGCACUUUUGCUUUAUUGAACAAUUUAAUGUAUCUGCAGCUGGACAGAAAUGAAAUAACUACUAUUGGUGAUGGCACUUUUGAAAAAAUGGGACAGUCACUUAAAAUGCUAAGUUUAGCAUUUAAUAAUAUCACAGAGUUACAGCCUGAAGUGCUUCAACCCUUAGUGUCUUUGACUUACCUGCAGGUAAAUUACAAUCCUUGGAACUGCAGCUGCAGAAUGCUUGGGUUGCUUAAUUGGCUGGCAUCAUCUUCUAUUCCUGCAAAAAUUUAUUGUCAGAAUCCUCCGAGUAUGCGUGGUAGACCUUUGCAUUACAUUAAGUGGACUCAGUUUGCAAAUUGCAGUAGCCCUGCUGCCAACCCUUCUGCCAGGCCAGAAGGAGCCUGGAGUCUAGGAUCUGUAGGUGUCCAUCGCAGCACUACUACUUUGCUAAUGGCAUGGCAUAAGGGAAACAGGCACAACACAUUUGAACAGUUUAUCAAUACAGAAACUAAAUAUGUUGCUUUCUGGGAAGGACCUACAGCUACGUCUGCUAACCUGUUGCUCCAUGAAGAAAAUGCUUCUGAAAUGCCAUCACAGGCCACUACAGUAUUGCCAACGUUACCGGUGCAAAUACCAGCAGAGAUUAUACCUGUUAAUGGAACCAAAGAAGAAAAAAGUUUAUUUACAACAGAUGCUGCUCCUGUAUUGUUAAAAACAUCCCUGCUUUGUGCACAACAGGUUGAAAAGCUGAAUCAGGCUUUUGAUAUUUUACUGGCCUUUUUCAUUCUGGCUUGUGCUGUGAUCCUGUUCUUGACCUGUAAGAUUAUUCAUUUUAAGCAGAAACUAAAGGUGCUGGAAAGCUCAGGGGAAAAGAGAAUUGAGUAUUAUGGAUUUUACCAGCCUGGCAGGUACAGCAUAACUGACCCAGUGCAAUCUCUGACUCAGCGUUCAAUGGGACAUUCAGAGCUUGACCAGAUUAGGCUGCUGAAGAGAACAGCAUCUGAAAGUCAGGCACAGGUCAUCUUGUUUGAGCAUUCAUCGUUGUAAUUAAUCUAAUUUUGAUUUGGUGUUAAUUUUAUUGUAAUCUGAAAUUUCAAGUCAAGAUCUCAGUUUUCUAAAAAUACCUUCAAUGAUUAAAAACAACUGGUUGAUAGAAUUGUGAAAAGUGAUGUGAUUUGGGCUCUGAAUCAUUUCCUUCUUGAGAGCUUUUGACAUUUAUUGAUAAAUAAUAAAUAAAUUAGAUCUCAUUUAAACCUGACAUGGAUAGACAUAUUAUCCUCUAUCCCUGUUGUGCUUCAUUGUACUUAAUAGUAUGAAUUUCUGUAGCAAUUCCAUAGCUAACCUGAAGCUUGAAGCAAUCAAAACAACAGUUUUUAGCAGGGUCACAAAGCCAACAAAUCUGGAACAAUGAGAAAAAAGCAAUGCUAUAUUUACUAAGUGUAAUGUAGCCCCUACUCUCUCUGUUAAUCAUCACAGUGGAUAAAAAAGUAAGCAUAUUUACAUCUAGCAUGUUAAAACUCUCAAGGAAUUUUUUUUUUUUUAAACAAUACCAAUUUUAUUCAUACUGAUGACAUU